Molecule: messenger RNA, 2764 nt
Organism: Echinops telfairi (small Madagascar hedgehog)
Lineage: Eukaryota; Metazoa; Chordata; Mammalia; Afrosoricida; Tenrecidae
Gene: ACSL3
Product: acyl-CoA synthetase long chain family member 3
Exons: 14
Coding region: 32-2194 (720 amino acids)
Biological process (GO): long-chain fatty-acyl-CoA metabolic process; long-chain fatty acid metabolic process; neuron differentiation
Cellular component (GO): lipid droplet; endoplasmic reticulum; plasma membrane
Molecular function (GO): long-chain fatty acid-CoA ligase activity
Source: RefSeq, a predicted model, not a curated record
UGAACUCUGUUAAUCCAACUUUUUGAGCACCAUGAAUAACCACGUGUCUUCAAAGCCAUCUACAAUGAAGCUGAAGCAGACCAUCAACCCCAUUCUUUUAUGCUUCAUACAUUUUAUAAUAUCACUUUAUACCAUUUUAACAUGCAUUCCAUUUUAUUUUUUGUCUGCAUCAAGACAAGAAAAAGCAAACCAAAUAAAAGCCAAGCCUGUGAAUUCCAAACCCGAGGCUGCAUACAGAUCUGUGAACAGUUUGAAUGGUUUGGCUUCUGUCAUGUACCCUGGGUGUGAUACUUUAGAUAAAGUGUUCACGUAUGCAAAAAACAAGUUCAAGGACAAAAGACUUUUGGGAACACGUGAAAUUUUAAAUGAGGAAGAUGAAGUCCAACCAAAUGGGAAAAUUUUUAAAAAGGUUAUUCUUGGACACUAUAAUUGGCUUUCCUAUGAAGAUGUCUUCAUUCGAGCCUGUAAUUUUGGAAAUGGCUUACAAAUGUUGGGCCAAAAACCAAAGACCAAUAUCGCCAUCUUCUGUGAGACCAGGGCUGAGUGGAUGAUUGCUGCACAGGCCUGCUUUAUGUAUAACUUUCAGCUUGUUACGUUAUAUGCCACUCUGGGAGGCCCAGCGAUUGUUCAUGGAUUAAACGAAACAGAGGUGACCAACAUCAUUACAAGUAAAGAACUCUUGCAGACAAAAUUGAAGGAUAUUGUUUCUUCAGUGCCGCGCCUGCGCCACAUCAUCACUGUCGACAGCAAGCCACCAACCUGGUCAGAAUUUCCCAAGGGAGUCAUUGUGCACACCAUGGCUGCAGUGCAGGCUCUGGGGUCCAAGGCGAGUUUAGAAGACAGGCUGAAGUGCAGACCGCUCCCCUCGGAUAUUGCAGUGAUCAUGUAUACUAGUGGGUCCACAGGUUUGCCCAAGGGCGUCAUGAUCUCUCACAGCAACAUCAUUGCUGGGAUAACGGGGAUGGCAGAACGCAUUCCAGAUCUGGGAGAAGACGACGUCUAUGUGGGAUACCUGCCUCUGGCCCAUGUUCUAGAAUUAAGUGCUGAGCUUGUCUGCCUUUCACAUGGAUGCUGCAUUGGCUAUUCUUCACCACAGACAUUAGCCGACCAGUCUUCAAAAAUAAAAAAAGGGAGCAAAGGAGAUACAUCUGUGUUAAAACCUACACUCAUGGCAGCUGUCCCGGAAAUCAUGGAUCGGAUCUACAAAAAUGUCAUGAAUAAAGUGAAUGACAUGAGUAGUUUUCAGCGCAAUCUAUUUAUUCUGGCCUAUAAUUACAAGAUGGAACAGAUUUCAGAAGGACACACUACUCCACUGUGUGACAGGUUUGUUUUCCAGAAAGUACGGAGCUUGAUAGGUGGAAACAUCCGGCUUCUCUUGUGUGGAGGAGCUCCGCUCUCUGCAACCACACAGCGGUUUAUGAACAUCUGCUUUUGCUGCUCGGUGGGGCAGGGCUAUGGCCUCACGGAGUCAGCUGGGGCUGGCACAAUCACAGAAGUGUGGGACUAUAAUACUGGCAGAGUGGGGGCGCCGUUAGUUUGCUGUGAAAUCAAGUUAAAGAACUGGGAAGAAGGUGGAUACUUCAAUACUGACACACCACAUCCCAGGGGUGAGAUUCUUAUUGGUGGCCAGAAUGUGACAAUGGGAUACUACAAGAAUGAAGCCAAAACAAAAACUGAUUUCUUUGAAGAUGAAAAUGGACAGAGGUGGCUGUGUACUGGUGACAUUGGAGAGUUUGACCCGGAUGGCUGUUUGAAGAUCAUUGAUCGUAAAAAGGACCUUGUAAAACUCCAGGCAGGAGAGUAUGUGUCUCUUGGGAAAGUAGAAGCUGCUUUGAAGAAUCUCCCACUAGUGGACAACAUUUGUGCGUAUGCAAACAGUUAUCAUUCCUAUGUCAUUGGCUUUGUUGUGCCAAAUCAAAAGGAACUGACAGAACUGGCCCGGAAGAAAGGACUGAAAGGAACGUGGGAGGAGCUGUGCAACAGCUGUGAAAUGGAGAAUGAGGUUCUGAAAGUCCUUUCUGACGCUGCUAUUUCAGCAAGUCUGGAAAAGUUCGAAAUUCCAGUAAAAAUUCGUCUGAGCCCCGAACCGUGGACCCCUGAAACCGGCCUUGUGACAGAUGCCUUCAAGCUAAAACGCAAAGAGCUUAAAACACAUUACCAGGAGGACAUUGAGCGAAUGUAUGGGAGGAAAUAACGACUCUAUGUUUUGGCAUCUCUUUGCUGCAGUGAGCUGAGAUCAAAUAGGAAAAUACUUGAAAUGCACGCCUCCAGCUUCGAGGCUCACUCCACACCUCCUGUUCACCCUCAGCUGUUCUUUCCCGGCAACACCGGCUCUGGCAGGAUUAGUAAAAUAUUAAUCAACAAAUCUGUGUCGGUCUCUUCUUUCGUCCCCUCACCCUCAGCUCAUGCUUCCACCGGUGACUGUCCCCAUGUGCAGAUUUUCCUGAAUCAUUGGGGAAGCAGUGAUUUUAAAACCUCAAGUUUUUAAACAUGAUUUAUAUGUUCUGUAUAAUGUUCAGUUUGUAACUUUUUAAAAGUUUGGAUGUAUAGAGGGAUAAAUAGGAACUAUAAGAAUUGGUUAUUUGGGGGACUUUUUUUACUUACAGUAUUUAAAAAUACAAGGAUAUUGAUGUGAAAUUAUGUAGAUUUCAACUGCCUGUGAAUCAAAUCAUUGUUGAUCAAAAUAUCUGUUGCUGUGUAAUUUUUUGUCAUAUAUGCAUUUGAGAGAAAUAAAUAUACCCAUCCACAUGUUUUAAGAAACUGA